GCAUAACUGAUGAAGAGAGGUUUGCAUUUUCAUUAGAAUGUAAACGAAUAACCAGACAUGAUUCUUUCUACCUAUCACACCAUCCAGUCUGUUUUCUGCUGCUGCUGCUGCACGGUGCAAGAAAGAGAAAUGAGAACAAAAGUGAACCUGGAUGAUGACACUGUCGUGGUSACCCAGUACUCGGUCUCACAACCAGACGUUCCCUAUGAAUCCAUCUGGAAGUGCAGGCGCAAGAGGCAAUUGCAAUUUAAGGACAAGCCAUUACCUCCUCUGCCUCCUGAGGCCUUYGAAGACUACACCAACAAACCCAGAGUUAUUGCACUCUACGACUUCUUUCCUGGACGGCCUUCAGAUUUACCUCUCAAGAAAUCAGAAGAAUACAUUAUCCUUGAACAGUAUGACCCCGUCUGGUGGAGGGCAAGAGACCRACAUGGGAAUGAAGGUCUAAUUCCCAGCAACUGUGUUACUGAGAGCAAGAAAAGUAAUUUAGAAACGUACAAGUGGUACUGCAGAAACAUAAACAGAAGCCAGGCAGAACUUCUCCUGCGCCAGAAGCCCAAAGAAGGUGCAUUUGUUGUCAGAGAUUCAAGCCGACAGGGUCUUCUUACACUGUCCUUGUAUUCACGGGCCAAAGGAAGUCAUAGUGGAGAUAUUCUACAUUAUCAAAUUAAACAAAAUCACUCAGGACAAUAUUAUGUAGCAGAAAACUAUCUCUUUUCAUCCGUUCCUGAACUCAUCGAGUAUCAUCAACACAAUGCUGCAGGUCUCAUCACACGUCUACGACAUCCAGUUGGAUCAGAUGGAUGUACUUCACCAGAUAUAGCAAGAUUGAGUAAUGAGGAGUGGGGAUUAAACCCAUCUGAACUGUUGUUCCUGAAAGAACUUGGGCGUGGGCAGUUUGGAGUGGUUUAUCUCGGUAAAUGGAAAGAAACUAUCAAGGUUGCCAUCAAAACAAUCAAUGAAGGUGCAAUGUCUGAAGAUGAUUUCUUGGAGGAGGCCAAACUGAUGAUGAAACUCUCCCAUCCAAAGCUGGUCCAGCUUUAUGGAGCGUGCACACAUCACAAACCUCUCUACGUUGUGACUGAAUUCAUGGAAAAUGGUUGCCUGCUCAAUUACCUUCGGCAAAGGCGGGGGAAGCUURGCAGAGAUGUUCUUCUGAGCAUGUGCCACGAUGUUUGUGAAGGGAUGGAAUAUCUGGAAAGAAAUAACUUUAUUCACCGUGAUUUGGCUGCAAGAAACUGUUUAGUCAAUGCAGACCACAUCGUUAAAGUAUCUGACUUUGGCAUGGCAAGGUAUGUCAUAGAUGAUGAAUAUAUCAGCUCUUCAGGUGCCAAAUUUCCAGUCAAAUGGUCAUCUCCUGAAGUCUUUCAUUUCAAAAAAUACAGCAGCAAAUCAGAUGUCUGGUCAUUUGGUGUACUGAUGUGGGAAGUUUYCACAGAAGGCAAAAUGCCUUUCGGAAGCAAGUCAAAUUCUGAAGUUGUCCAUGAGAUUUCUCAGGGUAACCGACUUUAUCGACCACAUUUGGCAUCUCUUACAGUGUACAAAGUCAUGUACAGCUGCUGGCAUGAGAAACCUGAGGGACGUCCUACUUUUGCGGAAUUAAYAGAGACCCUCACAGAUCUAGCAGAGAUGACAUAAUCACAGAUUUUAUACCAAUAUAUUUACUGAAAAGUUAGCAUUAGCAUGCCACUAAUGUAGCUGGUACAUGAAAACUCAGCCUUUUACAGAGGUCUCUGCUCAAAUCACAGUACCAGCAUCCUACAUCUUGAAGCAGCUGUAUGGCCUUGGCCUAAUUUUCACUUAUUUGAGAAAGACAAACUGGUUUGAGAUUCUCAAGGCUUUGUUUYCAUGAUUAGGGAGAAAAAUCUCCURUCGGAAAAGCAGUAACCAAGCCUAAUCACCUUACAGACCUUUAUAUUAAUUMUUYUGUUCAGAGCUACACUAAUUCCUGMAACAAUAUUAUUAAAUUAUUUGAUACUUACUGUGAUGCAUUCACUGGGGAAUACUGACUGAUUAGCAGCAGCAAAAAUGAUGGAAAUGCCCAGAAUAGUUCAUGGGCGARUUAAAACUGGAACCUGACAGUAAAGCUCAGAUGGAUCCUAUGAUACCUUACAUGGACAGGUCUGUAACCCUACUUUUUAUGUUAUUAUUCACUUUUCAUUUUAAAUCUUAAUUAGGGYCAAUACAAAUAUAUUGUAGAGAAGGAAAGGCAGAUGAAAUUCAUAGUUAUUUAAAACAAAAUAGACCAUUAAAAGUGAAUAUGGUCUUGAAAAUAAUGUGAAUUAUUUGCAUUGUGAAUUAUUUAUAGGUACAUAUAUCACAAUAUUUAGUUUUAUAGAGCUUUGUACACAAAAUAUGUAAAACAUGCUAGCUAAAGAAUGAUUGAGUUCAAUUUAAUUUUUGUCACAAAUUGAGUCACAAUUUGAUUUUCCAUUUCCAAAUUUAAAAAAUAACUGUAGCAAUAAAGUUAAAUACAGCAAAAGCCCCAAACUUUUGAAUUUUCAAAAGAUGACUGCGUCUCUUAAUCAAAUAUAGUCCUGGCAGUAAUCAGUCAUCUUCACUAUGGUAGUAUUUUGAUAGUUAUCAUCCCUUGGGAAAGGAAAUUGUUAGUCCUAUUGUUUGAACAUUUGGGAGUACCUUCAAACACACUUCUAAGGCAUUUCUGCUUCAAGUAAAGCAUGAUAUUUCUAUUAUUUCAUGUAAUUUGCCAGAAGAAUUGCAGAUAUCACUGUUUACUUUCCUAAUAAAUUUAUUUAUGAGCAUUCAAUCCCUUAUCAGACUAUGACUAAAGGCAGAUCGAUACAAAUGAUGUGGGUUAAGCCCAGCUGGCAACUCAGUACCAMCAGCUGCUGGCUCACUGCCCUCUGCCCUGCUGGGGCAGAGAAUCAGAAAGUAAAACUUGUGGGUUUAGAUAAGAUCAGGUUAAUAACUGAAACAAUGUAAAAUCUAAUAGUAGCAAGAGGAAUUAAACGGAGAACGAGAGAGGAACAUAACCCAAGAGAAACAAGUGAUGCAAGUGAUGCACACUCACUACCUGCUGACUGAUGGCCAGCCCCUCCUCGGGCAGGGAUCAGCAGCCCCCAGGCAGCUCCCCCCUCAGUUUAGACACUGAUCAUGAUGUUCUACAGCAUGAAAUAUCCCCUUGGCCAGUUCUGGUCAGCUGUCCUGGCUCUGUCUCGAUUUUGGCUGACAGGGAGCAAUGACACAGUACACAUAUGGACAUCAUCACAUUUAUGCCCAGGCCACAGAGGUACCAAGCUUUUCAGCACAUGAUGCAAUAAAAAUGUGAAAUUCAAACUGUCUCUGCAAUGUAAAGUACAUGGGKACUUUAAUAAUAUAUGAGGCAUCUUUUUAACAGCUCUGGUAAAACUGGUUUUGCCAUAUUGCUGCAAGUUAAUAUGUAAUAUGCUACAGCAUCAUGCAGUAAAAAUCAGUUCCAUUAGGUUUAUGUACUCAAAGCAGCUUGCUCAUGCCUAUUUCACUGAGCUGUCCCAUGGUGAGUAUGCACCCAUCCUGGAAACAUGCUGAUCUAAUAAUUGGAGCCAAUAAUGCUUGCCUGCAAAGCUUUCACUUCCCAAUAUAAUCUUUCUGUAGGCUGCUUGGGGAAAAAUUUGAAUAAGCUGUUAUUAACAUUCUGACACAGAUAAAUUUAACAGCUGCUAUCAUCAAGCUGACAGUAAAUAAAUGAAAAARCACUCGAACAUGCUUCAGUCAGUGAAACUGGUACUGAAUUGGCAGCAAGAACUGGUCUGCAGUACAAAGGUCAGGUAUCUACAGUGUACUUAUUUACCAUAACAGCUACACCCUUUAAUAAAAACUGAGUAGGCCACCUUAGACCUCAUGGCUCUGUGAGUUUAGUUCACAUUCUAACCAUAYUCAAACAGGAAAAAAUGGGUGAACAGUGAGUAACAUUCUUGUCACUGACUAUAAAGAGAUGUCUGUUUGAUUUUAGAACUCCCAUGUGAUAA
Molecule: messenger RNA, 3968 nt
Organism: Malurus melanocephalus (red-backed fairy wren)
Lineage: Eukaryota; Metazoa; Chordata; Aves; Passeriformes; Maluridae
Product: tyrosine-protein kinase TXK-like
Exons: 15
Coding region: 58-1638 (526 amino acids)
Biological process (GO): tissue regeneration; regulation of platelet activation; adaptive immune response
Molecular function (GO): non-membrane spanning protein tyrosine kinase activity; ATP binding; protein binding
Source: RefSeq, a predicted model, not a curated record